GCAUCUGAUGCCAGAGAACUCAGUAUCUGCUGACCUGCAAACUGGAAGCGACAAAAUGGUUGAAUGGACAGACUUCGAGCGCGACACCAUUAAGGACAUCUUCUCCAGGAUUGAGUAUGAUGUGGUGGGCCCUGCAGCUCUUGCCAGGUGUCUGGUCGUCUACCCCUGGACUCAGAGGUAUUUUAGCGGCUUUGGAAACCUCUACAACGCCGCUGCGAUCAAGGGAAAUCCCAUGGUUUCCAAACACGGAACAACCAUCAUGCACGGUCUGGACCGGGCUGUGAAGAACUUGGACGACAUAGAGAACACCUACACCGAACUGAGCGUGCUGCACUCCGAGAAACUGCACGUGGACCCCGACAACUUCAAGCUCCUGGCCGACUGCCUGACCAUCGUGGUUGCUGCUCAGCUGGGUAAAGAGUUCACUGGUGAGGUGCAGGCAGCUUUCCAGAAGUUCCUGGCCGUGGUGGUGUCCUCCCUGGGAAGACAGUACCAUUAGAGCUGCGACGCGAGACCAUCACAUGCUGAGCAUUUGUUUAAAACUGUUUUUGUCUCAAAAGCAAAUAAAACAAUUAGCUAAUCCAUCAA
This is a messenger RNA of Gymnodraco acuticeps, 588 nucleotides long. Its product is annotated as hemoglobin subunit beta-2-like. The transcript has 3 exons. Gene Ontology annotation, cellular component: blood microparticle; haptoglobin-hemoglobin complex; hemoglobin complex. NCBI's taxonomy places the organism in Eukaryota, Metazoa, Chordata, Actinopteri, Perciformes, Bathydraconidae. The record is from RefSeq and is a predicted model, not a curated record. Gene Ontology annotation, biological process: oxygen transport; hydrogen peroxide catabolic process. Gene Ontology annotation, molecular function: oxygen binding; organic acid binding; oxygen carrier activity. Bases 8 to 499 code for a protein of 163 amino acids.